AUGGGUAUCGAUAUAUUUUCGAGAACAAACACUAUGGGCUUGACGAACCGCUCGUUACGAGUGGCCGUUACUGCCGUUGCAGUUACUGGUUUCUCUUUGUUCGGUUACGAUCAGGGUUUGAUGUCGGGUAUCAUUACUGGAGAACAAUUUAACGCUGAGUUUCCACCUACCGGAGCAGUUAAUGGAGUUACUAGUCACCAUACUACCGUUGUUCAGGGUGCAGUGACCUCUUGUUACGAGUUGGGAUGUUUCUUUGGUGCUCUUUUUGCCUUGUUCAGAGGUGACCACAUUGGUAGAAAACCUUUGAUUAUCUUUGGUUCGCUUAUCAUUAUUCUUGGAACCAUCAUUUCCACCGCUGCCUUUGGUCCUCAUUGGGGUCUUGGUCAGUUCGUCAUAGGUAGAGUCAUUACUGGUAUUGGUAAUGGUUUCAAUACUGCCACCAUUCCUGUUUGGCAAUCGGAAAUGUCUCGUGCUGAAAACAGAGGUAGAUUGGUCAACUUGGAAGGUUCCGUGGUGGCUGUGGGUACAUUUAUUGCUUACUGGUUGGACUUUGGAUUGUCUUAUGUCGAUACUUCUGUUCAAUGGAGAUUCCCCGUUGCUUUCCAAAUUUUCUUUGCUGCUAUUUUGUUCUUUGGAAUUAUUCAAUUACCUGAGUCUCCAAGAUGGUUGAUCGCCAAGGACAGAAAGGAAGAAGCCAUGACAAUUUUGGCUGCUUUGAACGGUUUGGAAGUAAAUGACGAUGCUGUUCAUGCUGAAGCCGUGGUUGUGGCCGAUGCCGUCAACAGAUUUGCUAGAUCCCAAGUUGGUGUUAAGGAGUUGCUUUCCGGUGGAAAGACCCAGCAUUUUGCCAGAAUGGUUAUUGGUUCAUCUACUCAAUUUUUCCAGCAAUUCACCGGUUGUAAUGCUGCCAUCUACUACUCCACCGUUUUGUUCGAAAGUACCGUUUUGGUCGAUGAAGAACCAGGAUGGAGAAGAAGAUUGUCAUUGAUUUUGGGUGGUGUUUUCGCUACCAUCUACGCCUUGUCCACCAUCCCUUCGUUUUUCUUGAUCGACACUCUUGGUAGAAGAAAAUUGUUCCUCAUCGGAGCUAUUGGUCAAGGUUGUGCCUUCAUCAUUUGUUUCGGUUCAUUGGUCCACAGAACUGCUGAGAAUGCCAAGGGUGCUGCCGUUGGUAUUUUCUUGUUCAUUGUCUUCUUUGCAUUUACCAUUCUUCCACUUCCAUGGAUCUACCCACCAGAAAUCAACCCAUUGAGAACCAGAACCGUGGCUAGUGCUGUGUCCACUUGUACCAACUGGAUCUGUAACUUUGCCGUGGUCAUGUUCACUCCUAUUUUCAUCAACAGAUCCGAUUGGGGUUGUUACCUCUUUUUCGCUUGUGUGAACUUCCUCUGGGUUCCAGUCAUUUUCUUCUUCUACCCAGAAACCGCUGGUCGUUCUUUGGAAGAAAUUGAUAUCAUUUUCGCCAAGGCUCACGUUGACGGUAGUCAACCAUGGAGAGUUGCUGCUACCAUGCCUAAGUUGUCUUUGAGUGAAAUCGAGCAACAUGGUACUCAAUUGGGUCUUUACGACAACGAUUUCGAGAAGGAGCAGUUUGAGAAGAAUGAGAACGUUUCCAACACCUCGUCUGACGACGCCAAGGAAGGUGUUGACACCCCUGCUAAUAAUGAACCCAUGAUUAAACCAGCCGAGGUUUAA
Meyerozyma guilliermondii ATCC 6260 is the source of this 1695-nucleotide messenger RNA. RefSeq names its product sugar porter family MFS transporter. Gene Ontology annotation, molecular function: carbohydrate:proton symporter activity. The transcript has a single exon. Gene Ontology annotation, biological process: carbohydrate transport; transmembrane transport. The record is from RefSeq and is a predicted model, not a curated record. Gene Ontology annotation, cellular component: membrane. Lineage: Eukaryota; Fungi; Ascomycota; Pichiomycetes; Serinales; Debaryomycetaceae. The coding region runs from base 1 to 1695 and encodes 564 amino acids.